CGGAAGCUUCGGCAUGUGGAUGGAUGUCUGCAGCAGUUCAACACUUCAGCGAGUGGAACAAACGCCUAAAGGCUGUUUUUUGUGUUUUUAAGUGCACAAGGUUAAAUAGGGGGCGGACAGGUGGCACGUGCCUGAGAAUCUCUAGCUUUUCAUUGGCGUUAUUGAUGAACUGGCACGAUGUGUAGUAACGAAUGCAACCAAUCACUGAUUAGUCAUCAUUGAUAGUUCCUGCUUCACUCCUUGCACUACUUUUGGAUCACAGUCUCACAUUCUUCUCACUUUCGGUCUCCUAACAUAUAAUUACAGCAGUUUUGAACCUCGCCUUUAUGAAUUAUGAAACACGCGUGUUGUGGGUCCCCCCAUUUGUGUUAUUGUUUUCAGCUUUAAAAAUGCCAUUUUAAAUGAUCACCCAUUCUUUUGGCGGGGUUAAUAUCGCAGUUUACGUCAAUAGCGGUAAUCCGAUUACUGUAACGCUACCAGCAGAGGUAGCGGAUGCGCGCCGUGCGCUCUGGAGUCUCCAUAAAAGUUAGUGCGCACGGAGCGGAGCUGUCAGACUGCGAGGAGACGCGGCUGAGCAAAGACUGUGGGCUGAAGUGACUAAUGGGAUCCACCUCACGCCAUCUGAAGAGUGCGAGCUGAUAUCACGGGUGACUAUCACCCGCCUAAUGCGCACAACAGGACCCAUUUGAACCUAAUAAGACACAGCUGAGCAGGCUUUCGUCGGGUUUGUGGACUAUCGGGAUUAAAACAAAGGGUUUGGAUUCAGGAGACUCACCUCUGUGGUGGAUGAGGUGCCAUCGCCGCUCUUUUAAAAAGACGAAUAAUCGAGAGCAAUAAGCCUGUUCGAGUUCAUCCGGAGGGGCAAGAAAAGCCACCACUCCCGGGUUUUUUUUGUUUUUUUUUUUCGUUUUGUUUUUUUUUCAUCCAGGACGCAAAUGUCUCCAGAGCACAGGGACGUCACUGGAUUGUAACACCAGUAGCCUCACCGAUGGUUUAACAGGGCGUUAAGGUGCGGGAAGGGAGUGGGACAACUACAGGAUGAGUGAGCCAUACCCGCAGAUCGGAAGCAAAGGAGCUCUACUUCUAAUGGUGCUUGUCAUGAGCGUCUGGGAGAUGUCUGCACCAGCAGAAGCAACAACAGCCCACCAUGUUCGAACAGGCACCUGCGAGGUGGUGGCGUUGCACCGCUGCUGCAACAAGAACAAAAUUGAGGAGCGGUCGCAAACUGUGAAGUGCUCCUGCUUUCCCGGACAAGUGGCAGGCACCACCAGAGCUGCCCCAUCGUGUGUAGAUGCGUCAAUAGUGGAGCAGAAGUGGUGGUGUCAGAUGCAUCCGUGCCUUGAUGGGGAGGAAUGCAAAGUUCUUCCCGAUCUGAAAGGUUGGAGCUGUGCUACAGGAAACAAGAUCAAAACCACUAAGAUUUCUGCUGACAGAGACCAGCUUUGGUAACGUCAGAUGCUUCACAGCGGAGUCCAGGUUGAACCCACAGUUCUGGCCCGCGGGAUCAUCAAAGGAGAAGAGAGUAAUGCAAAGGACCUUUCUGUAAAUAGAGACAUCCUUUCUUCUGGAGUGCAGUUAAUCUUUGGAAAACUUUGAAUGCUUCUUCCUGAACUCUAUGGACAUCAAAAAGAGGAGCAGAUCCCAUUAAAAGUACUGAUUAUUCAGCACUCCUUUUCAAAGAACUCCAUAUGACUAGCCUUACCGGACAACAGGAUUUAAUCUGACAUUGUACUGCUUGUAGUGGAAUACAACGGUGAACUUUGCCUAUAUGUUAUUUAUAGAGUAAUACCUCGUUCACAGGAGAUUUGCUUUGGUUUUUUUGCAUCACAUGUUGUCCAGGGUGAACAGCAGGUCAGUAUGUCGUAUAAGCAUUGCAAAUAUCGAACACAAAAUGUAUUGUGGCUUUCUUCUCUAACAGAGUGUAGUUUGAAAAGUUUAAUAUGGGUUAAAUAUAUUUAAAUGGGGUGGUUUUCAAAGAGAUACACAGCCACAGUCAAGAGGAAUUCAACCCAAACGCUAAAACAAGGACAUGUUACACGAAACCAGCACUUUUAAAAAAAUGGCACCAACUGGUCAAACCUACCAGCUGUUACCAGACAGCAAGAGGAAUCCAUGUGUGGUCUGAAGGUCCUCUGAAAAUCAUCCUGUCAUUUCAUGCCACUUUUAUCAGUUUAAAAAAAAAUAUUAUUUAUUAUUAUUAUUAUUAUUAUUAUUAUUAUUAUUAUUAUUAUUAUUAUUAUUAUUAUUAUUAAUCUUUUUUGGAAUAUGGCUCGGGAGUUCAGAUUUUUGACAAGAGUGUAGUGUAAAUUAAACACAGCAUCUGACAGCAGCAGCGCUCCUGAAGCUGUUUUUAACUAGUUACUCAAGUAUGAUUUGCUGAUCACCUUUUAGUAGGUAUCGCUGACACUUCCGUUGUCUGUGCAAGUGAUGACAUCAGUAAUAAACUAUGGUUGUGUAACUAAA
Messenger RNA from Oreochromis niloticus (Nile tilapia), 2463 nucleotides. Its product is annotated as protein FAM19A2. The record is from RefSeq and is a predicted model, not a curated record. The transcript has 6 exons. NCBI's taxonomy places the organism in Eukaryota, Metazoa, Chordata, Actinopteri, Cichliformes, Cichlidae. Bases 1039 to 1449 code for a protein of 136 amino acids. Gene Ontology annotation, molecular function: receptor ligand activity.